UUGUUUAUCGUUUGCAAAAGAAAUAUUAAAAAUAUUUUUUUAAAAUAAAAUAGAAAAAUUUUUAUAAAUUUGGCCUUUAAAUGCCUACAUAAAUUUAAUUAUAUAUUGUGUUAGAAAUGAGUAUGUGUUCAAAUGAAUGCUAGUGGAAUUUUUUUGAAGAUAUAAAAAAACGACAUGGGUGUAUGCCUCUGCAAAGAUAAAAUUGAAGAAGGAGUAUCAUCAAUUAGAGAAUAUGUUGAACAACCCAAUGGUUCCGUAGAAAGUGAUCAAAGCAAUGCAACAUCAUGUAAUCAAUUCAAAACUUUAGCUGAAAGGGUGGAUAUUUUAGUUAAAGAAACUUUAGAUGUUAUUGCAGCCACUGUUGAUAAUGAGCCUGAACCUCCCAAUUCAAUGAUUUUAUUAAAUGCUAUAACGGAUAAACCGGCAGGUUGGAUGGAACUUAUAAGAUCUUUAAUUAGAAGCGUGCCAUCAGAGCAUCCAAUGGGAUUUAAUGUUAUAGCUCUAUUAUUAGAUGAUAGUCCAUUACCUACAAAGGAAUGUGUCAUGGAAGUAACUGAAAUUGUUGGAAAAACAGUAUUUGAACAUUUAUCUACAGAACGAAAUUUUUGUGUUAUAUUAGGUUGCCUGGCAGAAAAAUUAGCCGGACCUAGCAGUAUAGCUUUACUUUCUGAAAAUACAUUGCAAUAUUUAGUUGAUAAUUUAUCAGAUGAUACAAAUAAUAAUAUAAAAUUACUAUCAAUAAUUGCCUUAGAAAAAUUCGCACUUACAAGCGAAAAUAAAGCGACUAUUAAGAAAAAAAUCGAACAAUGUAAAAGCAAUCCAUUAUUAAAACUAGAAAAAUACACAUUAGACAAUGAUUACAUACUUCGCCAAAUAGGAUUUUGUGCACGUUGGUGUUUGGACAAUUAUUUUAUUUUAGAUAGUAGAAAGUAUUCUUAUGAAAUUGUUGACACUAGUAAUGUGAAUGUAAUGCUGAAUACUAAAGACGUAAGCGAAUAUUUAAAAAUUUCGCCUGAUGGAUUAGAAGCAAGAUGUGAUGCAUAUACAUUCGAAAGCGUCAGAUGCACAUUUCAAAUAACAACUGGUUGUUGGUAUUAUGAAGUUUUAGUAGUUACACCAGGUGUAAUGCAAAUAGGUUGGGCUACAAAAGAUUCUAAUUUUCUAAGCGAUGAUGGAUAUGGAAUUGGAGACGAUAUAUGCUCAAUUGCAUUUGAUGGCUGUCGUAAAUUAGUUUGGCACAAUGCAAAAGCUACUUCACACAACCUUCCGGCAUGGACAAGUGGAAGCAUUGUUGGUUGCUUAUUAGAUUUAAAUAAAAAAGAAUGUGUUUUUAGCAUUAAUGGAGUGGAAAGUGAUAUUUAUAAACAAGUUUUUGACAAUGCAAAAGAAGGAUUUUUUGCUGCUGCUAGUUUUAUGUCAUUUCAACAAUGUAGAUUUAAUUUUGGUUCUGAACCAUUUAAGUAUCCUCCUAAAAAUAGAAAUUUUAGUAAUUUUAACGACAAUGCGACCUUAAAAACUCAAGAUAAGAUCAUUUUACCACGGCAUAUUUAUUUGGAGAAAUUAAGAAAGUUAAGUGUACGAGAAGAUUCUUGUACACUAUGCUUUGACAGAAAAGGAGUCAUAAGACUUGAACCAUGCAAACACAGGGGUUUUUGUUCGAAAUGUUCUGUACAAAUCCAACACUGUCCCAUGUGUAGAGCAGCAAUUGAGGAAAUUGUAAUAGACAAUAUAGAUAAUCCUGUUGUCGAAGAUUUAAUUACGUGAUAACUAAUAUCGUGUAGGUUUCACCUUGUUUUAUUAUUAAAGAAAAAGAAUGAUCAAAUAUACAUAUAUUUUGUAUGUAAGGUUUUAUUCCCUUUGUUAAUUUUAGAGAGAAAAAUGCAUUUUUUAAUUCUAUGUUAAUAAAUUUUAUCUAAAAUAAUAAUAAUAAUGUAAAUUGAUUAAUUCCAUCGAUAAUUUUCAGGAAAAAAAAAUUUAAUUUAUCU
Messenger RNA from Condylostylus longicornis, 1985 nucleotides. RefSeq names its product RING finger and SPRY domain-containing protein 1-like. Bases 175 to 1764 code for a protein of 529 amino acids. Lineage: Eukaryota; Metazoa; Arthropoda; Insecta; Diptera; Dolichopodidae. Gene Ontology annotation, cellular component: cytoplasm. The transcript has 8 exons. Gene Ontology annotation, molecular function: protein binding; ubiquitin-protein transferase activity. The record is from RefSeq and is a predicted model, not a curated record.